Trematosphaeria pertusa is the source of this 545-nucleotide messenger RNA. RefSeq lists its product as uncharacterized. Bases 1 to 435 code for a protein of 144 amino acids. The record is from RefSeq and is a predicted model, not a curated record. The transcript has 3 exons. NCBI's taxonomy places the organism in Eukaryota, Fungi, Ascomycota, Dothideomycetes, Pleosporales, Trematosphaeriaceae.
AUGAAGUUGUAUCAAACGCUGGCGUUUGCUGCUAUUGUCGGUCUGAGUGCCACAAAACCAGUCCCGUUCGACGAGGACGCUCUCGUCCUUCGAGCCGACCAAGAACUCGAUGCUGUCACUGCGCCCGAGAAGAGGGAUCCGCUCGCGCACGCUAUCGAAGACCUCACCGAACGCAGUGCCGAUGCCGAGCCGGUUGAUCUCUCUAAUGUCGACACCGUGAUCGUUGCACGGACACCAGAGGCCGAGCCUGAGGCUGAACCAGAAUGGAAGGAUGUCGUUGAGCGAUCUCCUCAAGCGAAAGGCAAGAAGGGUAAGGGUAAGGGAAAAGGAGGGAAAGGCAAGGGCAAGGGCAAGGAUGGUAAAGGAAAAGGUGGAAAGGGAAAAGGUGCCGGCGGUGCCGGAAAGGGUAAAAAGGGGAAGCGUAGGACGACGUAAGCGGGCGUGCUGCGUUAAGGAGCUAGAUUGCUAAUGCAUUCUGUCCGCAAGCCUUGGACUUCCUGUUUCAUGCAUAGGUAUCUGUAGUAUGAAAGGUACUUAAUAUAGCU